This is a messenger RNA of Mus caroli (Ryukyu mouse), 1473 nucleotides long. Lineage: Eukaryota; Metazoa; Chordata; Mammalia; Rodentia; Muridae. The record is from RefSeq and is a predicted model, not a curated record.
AUGUUCACCUUGAUUUUCCUCUUCUUGUUCCUGAACAUUCCACUUCUUGUGGCUGAUUUUAUUUAUCCAAGGUGCUUUUGGAAAAUGAAGCAAAAUGAAGACAAGAAUAGAAACCAAGGAACAGGAUGUACCUUCAUGAUUCAUGCUGAACAAAAGCCUGUGGAGAAAGAGUAUUUUAGUCGUAUUUUGGAUAUACAAACUCAUACUGAAAACCACAAGUAUGCUCUGGCUUUGGCUUUUUCCAUAUAUGAAAUCAACGUGAACCCUAAUAUUUUGCCAAAUAUGUCUCUAAGAUUUACAGUCUCUGAAUACAAUUGUUACUGGGAAUCUGAAAUGAUGAGGCUCAUUCAUUUAAGUUUACAAAAUCAUGAUAUUCUCCCUAAUUACAUGUGUAAAGAACUCACCAGGUGCACAAUGGCACUUACAAGACUGAAUUGGGCAACAACUGUGAAACUUAAUACAAUCCUAAACAACUUCAUAUCUCAGCAGUUCUUUCAGAUUACUUAUGGACCCUUUCAUCCUGUCCUGAGUGAUCAUGAAAAAUUUCCCUAUCUAUAUCAUGCUUGUGGACGUUGUACAUCGUGGUGCGCACUAGGCUCCGCCCACGAUGUACAACGUCCACAAGCAGGAAGAGAGAUGGAAAAAAACACAGUCUGCUUUGCCUUUGUCAACAUGAUUCCAGUCAACAUGAAUUUAUACAUGUCAAGAGCUGAAGUGUAUUACAACCAAAUCAUGACAUCAUCCACAAAUGUUGUCAUCAUUUAUGGUGACACAGACAGUACCUUAGCUGUGAGCUUUAGAAUGUGGGAAUCUCUAGGAAUACAGAGACUAUGAAUCACCACCUCACAGUGGGAUGUCAGUCCUAGUAUGAAACACUUUACAUUUGGUAACGAAUAUGGGACUUUUGCUUUUGGACAACACCAUAGUGAGAUUUCUGGGUUUAAACAUUUUGUCCAGACAUUGAACUCUGCCAAAUGCCCAGAUGAAUAUCUGGUAAAGCUGGAAUGGAUGCACUUUAACUGUGAGGUCUCAGCCUCUAAAUGUAAGACACUGAAGAACUGCUCAUCCAAUCACUCAUUGGAAUGGUUAAUGGUACAUACUUUUGAUAUGGCUUUUAUUGAAGGGAGUUAUGACAUAUACAAUGCUGUAUAUGCUUUUGCCCAUGCACUCCAUCAGAUGGAUUUUCAAAAGUUUGAUAAUCUGCCCAAGGACAAUGGGAAAGAACACAAUUAUAGCUGCAAGAAGCUGUAUUCCUUUCUGAGAAAGAACCAGUUCACUAAUCCUGUUGGGGACAAAGUGAAUAUGAACCAAAGAGACAAACUGCAGGAAGAAUAUGACAUUUUCUACAUUUGGAAUUUCCCACAGGGCCUUGGACUUAGAGUUAAAAUAGGAAUGUUUAGUCCAUAUUUUCCAAAUGGUCAAUGGGUACAUUUAUCUGAAGAUAUGAUAGAGUGGGCAAAAGGAAGUACACAG